AAAUAAGAAGGGGAUCCAUAGUCGCAUUUCGACACUUGCUUUAACAUAGACGAAAUAGUGAAACGCGAGCUGCUCAGAGAACAAUGGCGAUGGCGAUGCUCCGAUCUGGUGCCCUCCGGACCGCCCUGCGCGGUGGCUCUCGCUCCUCUGCCCAGCCCAAGCGCUCCUUCUCCUCCUCCGCCGGUCACGACGAUGCUUACGAGACGGCCAAGUGGGAGAAGAUUACAUACUUGGGCAUUGUUUCGUGCACUGGGCUAGCUGUUUACAUCCUGUCAAAGGGUCAUCAUCACUACGAAACGCCUCCUCCGUACCCAUAUUUGCAUAUCCGCAACAAGGAGUUCCCAUGGGGUCCUGAUGGCCUCUUUGAAAUCAAGAAUGAAGACCACCAUUAAGCUGCAUUGUGGCACAUUUCAUUGAGAUACCGUUUGGAAUAAUUCCCGUUUCAUAUUUUUCAUGUCAAAACAGAGUUAGGCUUGCUCUUUUGGAAAUUUGUUGGAUAUCAAUGCCUGCAAUUAUUUUGCAUUAUGAAAUCUGGAUCAAGACCUUUUGUCAAGUUGAUAAAUCUGUUGUAAUCAAUGACACAAAAUAAGAUGGUUUUGAUGGGUUUUCUCCUUUCAGUUGACUGCUUAUCUCACUUGAUGGGAAUGUUGUGCG
Molecule: messenger RNA, 654 nt
Organism: Fragaria vesca subsp. vesca
Lineage: Eukaryota; Viridiplantae; Streptophyta; Magnoliopsida; Rosales; Rosaceae
Product: cytochrome c oxidase subunit 6a, mitochondrial-like
Exons: 4
Coding region: 84-392 (102 amino acids)
Biological process (GO): mitochondrial electron transport, cytochrome c to oxygen
Cellular component (GO): mitochondrial inner membrane
Molecular function (GO): enzyme regulator activity
Source: RefSeq, a predicted model, not a curated record